AAGAAAUAGCUAUCUCCCACCAAACAAUUACUCUACAAAUACCAAAACCAUUGUGGAAAUAGAACAAGUAGUCCUCAUUUCCAAACCAAAGUAUUACUACUAUUCAGUACGCAUAUCUCUUUCUGACAUUCAACCCCACAAAACAUUGUCCCCAUUCAAAUCUCAAAGCAACCAAAUCCAAAACACAAACGCAGCUCAAAGACAAACUCUUCAAAAGCUCUCCUUCUUCUCCUCUCUCUCGCACUCUUCCCUUCUCCUUGCCCAAGCAAAACAAGAAACAGAAACAAGAACAUGCACCACAAUUCACCUGCAUAUGGAUCCGACCCAACCUCACCAAACACCACCUUCGUCCAAGCUGACCCAUCAACUUUUCGUACCAUAGUUCAAAAACUCACCGGAGCUCCCGACGACCCAUCAACCCAAAAGCUUCCACUAACCCACCCAAGCCGACCUACCGCCAUUCCUGGCCCUAAAAGACCUGCAUUCAAGCUUCAAGAAAGGAGACAAAGCGUCAAGAACCUUCAAAUCAAUCUUAGCAGUAAUAAUUCUACCAUUAACAACAGUCUGGAGCAUCCAGCUGAUUUCUUCCAGUUUAGACAGCGAGGUUUCAUGGUUUCUCCGGUGUCAACUUUAGAUUUCUUGGCAGCGCGUGUGAGCCCGAGGUCACCUUGUGAAGAUUUAUUUGCGCGUGGGAGUCCUAGAGAGGAAGAAGAGAGAGCAAUUGCUGAGAAAGGGUUUUAUUUACAUCCAAGUCCUCUGAAUACUCCUAGAGGAGCUGAUCCUCCUGAAUUGCUGCCUCUUUUUCCUUUGAGUUCUCCUAGAGAUAAUAAUGAUAGUCAAGAUCAUGGUUCUUGUUCUUGAAUUAAUUAGGAUUAAUCUACUAAUAAAUCUAGGUGGAGGCUAAUUAGUUAUCAAGGAUAUUUAAUGUGGAUUGAUUUGGUAUUCUGAUUUGUUAAAUUUUGAUUAAUUAUCUUAAGUUAACUGUUAAUUAGGAUGGUAAUUUCAUGUUCCAACAGAAAUGGUCGGUGCAUGUGGCCUAUGGUUGUACUUUAGACCCUCUAAAUAUGCUUACUUUUAGUAAUUUCAACUAUCUCCUCACAAUAUGUGUUAACAAAUUAUUAAUAUGUUUAUAUGUUUAUUUUUGGGAAUAAUGCUCAGCUUUAUAUUUGUGAUGUA
Jatropha curcas is the source of this 1176-nucleotide messenger RNA. RefSeq names its product VQ motif-containing protein. The record is from RefSeq and is a predicted model, not a curated record. Lineage: Eukaryota; Viridiplantae; Streptophyta; Magnoliopsida; Malpighiales; Euphorbiaceae.